UCUUUAAUAGAAUUAUACAACAAAUAUUUUGUUUUUGCAAUGUAAAAUUACUACAGAAUUUAAAACUCUGUGUUGCAUCAGGCGUUGACAUAAGUAAUGGUCUUCAGUUAACUUUCAUAUAACAUCCUUUUGCUUUUGUGUACCGAUGAUCAGGCAGUCACAUCAUGCUUCUCAGAAAUCAAUAUGGCGUCGGACAUCGUCGUACGCCGAUGCUAAUAGACGGUCGCCGGUUUGUUUUAACGUGAUUAUCUCGGAAUAUUUGUACGUUAACCGUACUUGCCGUUGCUAAUGAUGCGCGAGGAUGGAAGAAAGUCGUUCACAGCCGAUAAAGCUCAGUCAUAAGAAGUGGCGUUGUAUCGCGAAGAGGGAACGUCGCAGACGUAUACGACGGUCAAUCGCGCAAGAACGUGAUGCCAAUGAAGAACGCUUGAGGGCAGUACUGGAAGGCAAUAUGGCGUAUUUGAAAUUUUGCGCGAAGCAAGAGAAGCAAGAGAAGAAGAAAGAAGCACAAGAACAAAAGGAACAUGAGAAACAAGAGAGGGUGUGGCUGGAAGAAGAAAUAAAAGCACAGCAAGAAUGGCAAGUUCUCCAGGAACAAAAAGCAAAGGAGGAACAAGAGAAACAUGAGCAAGAGAUGAAGAUUCUCGAAGAAAUCGAGGCGAAACGUGUGGAACUUUUAGAGAGAAAAGAGGAAGAACGGAAAAAGCGCGAGGAGCAAUUUCGUAUACAAGAACAGUUGCAGAAGGAUAUCAACGAUUACAUUGAUAACGGUGCAAAGACGCCUGAAGCUUUGCGCAGAAUUGUCGACAACCAGCCUAGCAAGGAACCCUGCCCAUUUUUUACGAAAACAGGUGUUUGCCGGUAUGGAAACGCGUGUUCCAAGAAUCAUCGUAAAGUGUUUUUGAGCAACGUGAUCUUGAUACCCGGAUUCUAUUCACAUUUCUCGCUACAGCAGCACGCAGAGGAAUACGACACUGAUGUGGCACUCGAAUUCGAAAAUUCGGAAACGUGGCAACACUUUUACGAGUUCUUCGAGGACGUGAUAACUGAACUGGAGUCGUUCGGCAGGAUUAAGGUCAUUAAAUGUUGCCGCAACAUGGAAGUUCACUUGCGCGGUAAUCUGUACGUUGAGUAUUACACGGAGAGAGAGGCAGCUAGGGCUUGGAGGAACUUAAAGGGACGUUGGUAUGGAGGCAAACGACUCCACUGUGAAUUCGUCAACUUGAUAUCUUGGGGAGGUGCCAUCUGCGGCAUAGCUCAAUGUCCGAAGGGCACUAAAUACUGCAAUUUUCUUCACACCUUUAAAAAUCCAUGCAAUCGAUACGACAUUAAGAAACCUCAACGGACAAACACAAAGGACAGUUUUAAAAACCCAAAUAACAGCAAACGAAGUGAACACGGAAAUAAAUCUAAUUGGGAAGAAUUCGAUCGAGAUGACGGCGAAAGGAAUCGCAACUGGAGAUGGUCUGAGUCGCCUGAAACUGAAUUGGGUCGCGCGAAAGAUUCGGAGACGAAACAUCAUCAUUCCACCAAGAGGGACAAGAGGGAACGAUCAAAAAGAUUCUCGCGCGAUAGAAGUCAGAGAAGGGAUGCAAAAAGAAACGUUAGGAGUUCCAAAAUCAAAAUGCCGCCUGAGAAACGUCAUCGAUUGAAUCGUAAGAGGGUCCAUGACAACAGAGACCAGAAUAAAAAAGAUGCGUCGGAUGGUCGCUCUUCUAGAAAGCGUAGAAAGAAAUCUGAGGAAGGAAGUUGAAGAGUAGUUGUGAUAAGUCAUUAGAAGUAUUUAAAAAUAUUGGCAAAAAGGAAUAAGAAAAAAGAUGUAAAUCCAAAAAAAAGAAAUAUCUAAAAAAAGUUCCUGAAUAUCCAAAGCUCAUGCAGGCUGUUAAGACAAGUGGAUCUAAUCUUAAUAUAAUAUAAAAUUAAGAGAUAAUUUUAUUAAAGCGCCGUAUGCGAAAGUAACGAAUGAAUAAAUAAGAAGAAAUAAUUUUUUCUUUA
Messenger RNA from Solenopsis invicta (red fire ant), 1995 nucleotides. Its product is annotated as U2 small nuclear ribonucleoprotein auxiliary factor 35 kDa subunit-related protein 1. Gene Ontology annotation, molecular function: metal ion binding; pre-mRNA 3'-splice site binding. The transcript has 4 exons. Gene Ontology annotation, cellular component: U2AF complex; spliceosomal complex. The coding region runs from base 302 to 1753 and encodes 483 amino acids. Gene Ontology annotation, biological process: mRNA splicing, via spliceosome. Lineage: Eukaryota; Metazoa; Arthropoda; Insecta; Hymenoptera; Formicidae. The record is from RefSeq and is a predicted model, not a curated record.